Messenger RNA from Prorocentrum cordatum, 2295 nucleotides. The record is from the annotation of a GenBank genome assembly. Lineage: Eukaryota; Dinophyceae; Prorocentrales; Prorocentraceae.
CAAGGAGCAGGGGAUAUGCCGCAGAUCCCCUACUGGGCUGGCUCAACUUGCGCACUCGCACCGAAAUUGCCGCUGGACCUGCUGGCUUCUCUGGCGAAUGGGCCAGCGCAUGAUCUUAUGUUUUGCGUUUCUGUCAGUUUAUCUGCUGGGUGGGAGAUCUUGGUUUCCCUUGUCAUCGCAGGCGCUUUGCCAGGGGCACUGUAGACGCCAUCAUUACAAACGCAGUCGUGCUUGUCGCUCUGCGAGGAAGCGGGACGAUGUGAGAUCGGAUCCUUGGGUCUGGGGCUACGAUAAACGUUUGGCUCCAUACCUGCAGACGAACAGGGUGCAGGCGAAACUGUGGAUGCGCUGGGUUAGUGAAGGUGGCAUCCCGCCGGACGUGAAACUGACAGCGUCCGACAGGCGCGUCGGAUCAGCCGUUCUGUCCUAUCUGACGGAUUUGGCUGCGAAGGACCACGAUGACGAAAGUGCAGAGGAGUACUAUCGGCUAGCUGAGGAAGGAAACUUUGAAAUCACCGUCCCGUCGCUGACUCCAUUCAUCAACAAGGCGGCGAGGCGGGGAGAUAUUCGGUCAGCAGAGGUGUGGCUUCGAAGAGCCGUGACAUCCAAUGGCCUGACCAACGAGGUUCCUCUCUCUGCCUGUCUCAACGCUGCCGCCAAUGCUGGCAAUCUGAGCCGCGCUGAGAUGUGGCUCGAGUGGGCGGAGCUCUCCAGAGUCGACGUCGGCGUCGUUACAUAUUCUACCUUGAUCAAGGCGGCAGGCAGGGGGAGCGACCACUCUGGUGCCUUGAGAUGGUACCACAGAGCUCGGGAAGCUGGGGUCGAGCCGAACGUGGUCAUGUGUGCUGCUCUGGUGACCGCCGUUAGAUCUGACGUCGAGGCGGCGGAGCACUGGUUCGAGGUGGCGUGCCAGGGCAGGGUGGAGCCGAACGCCGUCAUGUACAACGCCGUGAUCGACUCGUGUGCGCGGGCGGGCGACAUGGCCCGGGCCGCCGAGCACCUGCGGUCGAUGCGGGGAGCCGUGGAGCCGAGCGGCGCCACGUUCGGCGCGCUCAUCAACGGGGCGGCCGAGCGGGGAGACCUGGAGCUGGCGCUGAGCUGGUUCGACGAGAUGGAGCGCAGCGGGAUCAUCGCCAAUCGCAUCGUGUGGAACACGCUGCUCAAGGCCUGCAUCAACGUCCGGCCACGGGGGCAGGCCCAGAUGCGGGCCACGGAGGACAUCUUGUGGUCCAUGGUGAAAGACCGGGGGGUCAAGCCAGAUCUGGUGACGCUGUCCUAUAUCGGAGAGUGCUUGGCCCUCGCAGGCUGUCCCAGGUCUGCACGCUGCUGAAGAUCAGGGCCCCCGAUGGCCUGUACGUCAGCGGCGGGGAGUGGCAGCGGGAGCUGUCCUUGUUCAAGAAGCGGUAGAACAGCUACUGAUGCGACCCGCUACGGUUACGACAAGGUGGCCUCGCCGAGCGAGGAUGGUUUGCCUGGAUUGGGUGAGGAUAGUCACCUUCGUUCCUGCUUUACUUCGAAUGACUCCAGUCCGUGGUGGCGUGCGCUUCUCUUGUUUGAUGACCUGUAGAGCUAGAGGCGGUUCCGCAUCGAGGCAAGGCGCUCCCGUGGUCGUUGUGGUUUUCUGCGCGCAUGUGGCGUGUUGGACAUAGCAGCAGGCGCUGACGCUGUGGAGGUUCACGCUCCGAGGGGGUCGAGAGGCACGUGCUUUCAACUGGCAUGGCACGGCCCGCCCGUGGUGGCCUGGGCAGACGUGAAGCAGCGCGUGUAUCUGCUGGUGUCUUCUCUUGAGGCUGUGCCAGGAGAGACGGGGCCGAGUUCUCACCAGGUGCAAUGAUAUGAUCGAGGCGCACGACGGUCAAGCGCAGUGACAGGUGGGCGCUGGUUUCUUGUUCGUUGGGUAGACAAGAGGGGGUCGAGCCAACUGACAUCGGCUGGGCCGAUCACGUCUGCGCGGCGAGAAGAGCCAGAUGCGGUCAUCCGUGCUGCCGUUGCCGUGUUCGCCGUGGCAGCUGUAGGCGGCGUCUCGUGCCGUUCGUAAUGGCACUGGUGUCAGCAGGUGUGGGAAGGAGAGGUCCUGGUGAGAAGUAUCGCGAUCGUCGCGUUCGCUGUGGCAAGUGGAGGUGGUGAGUGUCGUCAGCUGUCGAGCUGCAGUCCUCGCGCAUGGAGCGAGUGGGACGUGGCGGCAUGUGUCGUAGCGGAAAGGUGCUGUCAGUGCCAGUAGAGCCGGAUGCUCUGAGCCAGAUCAUCACGGGCACAUCAGUGAAGUAGUCGGCCUUCCAGCAGGUGCCCUGCGGA